AUGUCUGUAUUAGACACAGUCCUGGGCAUUAUCUUCUUUUCUCAGACUGGAGUUGGGGUCCUGGGCAACUCCUUCUUCCUCUACCUUUUUGCCUUCAGCAGUCAUAGGUCAAGACCAAUGGAUGCCAUUCUGAUCCAACUUACCAUGACUAAUGCCAUAGUGCUCAUUUCCCAUGGGGGCCCACAAGCAAGUUUCCGUUUGGGCAAAGGUUUCUUUCUGGGAAACACAGGCUGUAAAAUGAUAUUUUAUCUCCAAAGGGUCAGCCGGGGCCUCUCCAUUGGGACCACCUUCCUCCUGAGUGCUUUUCAGGCUGUCACUAUUAGUCCCAGCAGCUCUAGGUUGGCCAAAGUCAAAGUCAGAGUUCUGAAGCUCGUCAGGCCCUCGUGUUUCCUCUGCUGGAUAGCCAACAUGGCCAUAGAAAUAAACGUGCCCAUCUAUAUAACUGGCUCAAGGAGCAGCAACAGCAGCCACACAGGCGGAUUCAAUCUUCUUUAUUGUUACUGGGAAAAGGUGUUUAAGGAGGCGAUUGUGCUGCCCACCCUUCGAGACGUCCUUUUUGUAGGAUGCAUGAUUGGCACCAGCAGCUACAUAGUCGUCCUACUGUGUAGACAUCACCAGAGAGUCCGGCACCUUCACAGCACGAGCCUCUCCCCAAGGGUAUCUCCAGAGAUCAAGGCCACCCAAACCAUCCUGCUGCUGGUGGGCAUCUUUGUUUUUGCCUAUUGUAUCAGUUGUGGCUUUGCUCUCUAUAAAGUGUAUGCCAUUCACUCUGGUGCCUGGGUGGUGAUUGUGUCAACCCUGACUGCACUGUGUUUUCCAACCAUCAGCCCCUUUUUCCUGAUUUACAGGGACACUCAGAUCUUCAAGCCGUGCUGUGCUCCCUUGUAG
This is a messenger RNA of Gracilinanus agilis (Agile Gracile Mouse Opossum), 888 nucleotides long. RefSeq names its product vomeronasal type-1 receptor 4-like. Gene Ontology annotation, molecular function: pheromone receptor activity. NCBI's taxonomy places the organism in Eukaryota, Metazoa, Chordata, Mammalia, Didelphimorphia, Didelphidae. The transcript has a single exon. The record is from RefSeq and is a predicted model, not a curated record. Gene Ontology annotation, cellular component: membrane. Gene Ontology annotation, biological process: G protein-coupled receptor signaling pathway. The coding region runs from base 1 to 888 and encodes 295 amino acids.